AUGCCAGUUUCCAGCUCCAAACAUCCUGGGGCAGAUAACAUCGAAAUAUCCGACUCUGAAUCUUCAACUGCUGAAAUCUAUCCAUCCAAACGUCGAAAAGUUUCUGAAGGUUCUUCUCAUUCUUCUCACACAAUGGCGAGUGCGAACCUUGCAACAAUGAACAGCCACCUCAAAGGGCGGAAAAGGUUCAGGGCCGAUGUGGAGGUUAUGAAGGAAGCUUGCCAGAAAGGCUUCAUGGCUUACGAUUUUCAACUUACGAAGUUUAGCCCUGGAGACGAAGACGGCUCUUUUGAGAUACAUGUAGCCACUAAAAGCGGUGAACCCAUCGUUUCUGUAAAUUUUCUGAUCUCAGAUACCUCGGAUUACCCAAAGGACCACAGCUGUUUCGCUCACUCCAUGGAAAGCGAUCCACCUGUAAACAUUCAGAGCGUGAUUGAGAACGUAUCCACCUCUCCUGCACGCACAAUCGCCGAAACCGUGGAGAGCAUGCUGUCCAACAUAUCAAAGGCGAUGACUUACGGCGAUGCCGCUAUGGAAACAGGGAGCGAAGAUGACGACGAGGAAGACUACGAGGUGUACGAUGUCGACGACGAGUUCGAAGACCCUGCCUAUGCGGUCGGAACAACCUCUAAGUUCCAGCUGGGUUGCUUACAACGCGAUUUUAUCGACACAGUCGCCAGUCUCUACCGCCCAGGCCUCAUCCGUUUCGGCCUUAACGAUUUUUGUAUCAGUGUUUCGCUUUCAGUCGUCAAAUUGGCGGAGUCCAUUCCCCCUCGUGCCCUUAUGGCUUGGGACCGGCGCUUGUUGUCCCGCUCGCAACACCUCGUGCUUCUCAUAUCAGGCUUCCGCGGCGUCUAUCCGCCACCAGAUCUCACUGCAGCGGGACGAAGGGAAGGCAGUACAGCAGGGUCUACACCACUUACCUUCAGGGUCGGCCUUAGCGGUAAAUACAAGCCUGGAAGAGAUCAAGCACGGGACGCUCAACGUAAUUAUGGAUUGAUAAUCAGAGACGCUGAGGAUGAACUGCAAGCUCAGAAGGAGAAGGAAAAACAGGAAGCGCUUGCCGCUCUGUAUGAAUGGGAUGGGGAAGGAGAGGACCCUAUGGCGUCAGCCGAUAUGCCUCCAGUGGGGGAAGAGGAGGAGGAGGAGAUAGAGGUGGAUGAAGAGGGCUUUGAUAGAUUCAGUUUGAGUUCAUCUCUCGAAUCUCUCAUGGAUCAAAACUUCUCAAAAUUAGUGGAAAUUAGACGACGGCAUAGGAUUGGCUGGGCCGGAGCUGAACUAGUCUUGUGGGAGGUCGAGCAAAAUCAGAUCCCAGAGAAAGAUAUCGUCGUUUUGAAAGCCAAGGAGAUUAAGGCUGUAGAUGAUGAGGAACACGGCUUCGCUGAUAUCAAGAAUCUCCCCCACGACCCCCUCGCCGGUCUAGAACCAGAGGGGGAGAUUAACAUACCAUUAACAGCGUUUUGUUAUCUCAUCAGAUGUCUGAUUCUCUGCACACGUUACUGUAUCGUUUGCCAUAGGAGGCUGGAAACCGACUAUGAAGCGCUCAAGCCCUACGUCUGUGGCGCGAAACUUUGUGCUUAUCAAUACUAUACUCUCAACCAGGGUCCUUCUCUCGAGUAUGAGAUUAUUCACAAUCCCAGGAGCGUCGAUCUACUCGUUUCUCUAACAUACUCUGCUGCAGUAGAAGGAGGUCUCGACGAUCCUCUUCCCGUUGGAUUGGGUUUACAAGUACCCGAACCGGACAUUUCAAAGGUUUCUGAUGCACCAACUCCUAUGCCAGCGAUUGCGAUUGCAGGGAUGCCGCUUGCACAAUCUACUCCUUCCGCUCAGUCCGUCUUGAAUGAAGUGGUCUCCCUUAAGGAUGUCCCGCUUCAUGAUUUUGACAGUCUCGGUCUCAAACAGAUGCGAGCUUCCGUCGCACAGCUGAUCGAUUCUCUCCCCGGUAUUGACGAUAUGAGGAAAUUUCUUAUGCGCAAACGCCGCACAGGAAAACCUGUACCGAAAUUGGUGGAUUGUGAUCCAACGGUGAUUCCUGCAGCGUGGAAGAUUUUGCGAUGGAUUGUCGGUUCUUGUACCGCGUACUUGGAGGAAAUCACGGAUCCAAACGAAUGUGUUCGAAAUAUCGAAUCGUCUUGGCGACAAUACAGGUUCAGCGUUGGCGCGCCUGAUGCUGAAGCCAAGUUCAAGGCAUCGGUGGAAGAAGCUCAAGCUACGGAUACCAAUUGUCAGCAAUAUCCUUCUCUAUUUGCAUUUCAUGGCUCUCCGCUGAGGAAUUGGCACUCGAUCAUUCGUCAUGGUUUAUGGUUCAAGACCGUUGCCCAUGGCAGAGCAUACGGACAUGGAGUCUACAUGGCAAAGGAAGGCACGAUCUCUCUGGGCACUUACUCGGCUGGUCAUCGUGUUGGCAUUUCCGGCUGGCGCAAGUCCAAAAUAGGAGCAACCAGCUGUGCCGCUCUGGUCGAGGUUGUGAAUCAACCUUCAAAGUUCGUCAGUAACAACCCGUAUUAUGUGGUCCAGCAUACCCAAUGGCUCAUUUGCCGAUAUCUCCUGGUGAAGACUGGUUCCGGGAACGAUGGCACGCCCUUAACUACUAACAUGACGGAGAACAAGGCAGAGGCAGAGAUAUCCAACCAUGUGCCCUACGUCAAACUUGACCCGAAGCAACCGAUUACGCUGAAUAGCAAACCCCUCGAAAUUCCAGAUCCUGGCCAUAAACUCGAAGUUCUGAUGCGAGAGAGACGCAAUGAAUUCGGUUACCAAGAUGAGGAGAUGGAUGCGACUGAUCAGGAGGUGUUCAACUAUGUCGAAGGAGCUGAUUUCAACGGAAAGGGAAAGGGAAAAGAGGUCCAGCACAAUGGCUAUAUCGACAUAGACUUUGAGAUGGACGCCGCCGCCCCUGGUACAACGCACCACUCCUUCGCUGUAGGCGACGCUUAUCAUUAG
Marasmius oreades (fairy-ring Marasmius) is the source of this 2943-nucleotide messenger RNA. RefSeq lists its product as uncharacterized. The record is from RefSeq and is a predicted model, not a curated record. Lineage: Eukaryota; Fungi; Basidiomycota; Agaricomycetes; Agaricales; Marasmiaceae. The transcript has 16 exons. Gene Ontology annotation, molecular function: NAD+ poly-ADP-ribosyltransferase activity. The coding region runs from base 1 to 2943 and encodes 980 amino acids.